AUGACCCAGUUUGAUAUCUAUCUAUCUAUCUAUCUAUCUAUCUAUCUAUCUAUCUAUCUAUCUAUCUAUCUAUCUAUCUGCUUGAAAUACAUAGAUGAACAAAUUAAGAUAAAGGUACCGAUCGACAAUGAUAAAUCUAUCUAUCUAUCUAUCUAUCUAUCUCAUUCUUCUAAUUAUCUAUCUAUCUAUCUAUCUAUGAGAGGCCUGCGCACUCCACUCGCCGCACGAGGCCCUUGGCUCGAGGCAUAUCUAACGUUUCCUCCCCCCUGUCCCAUUCUCGCCUCUUCUGAGCCCUUUACUCCAGAACUGUCACACCGGCCGUUAUUAUUAUUAGGGCCUCACAUCCACGUCCCUUUGUCAAUACGCUUUCUCUGUAUUUCUCUUUCUCUCGGCUAUACUCUUCUGUUUACUAUUUUCUUUCUUUCUUUCUUUCUUUCUUUCUUUCUUUCUUUCUUUCUUUCUUUCUUUCUUAUAUUCUCUGGCAUAUUCAGCGAUUUUGAAGGGAAGAUAUGUAAAGGAGAUUUGACAAAUACUGGUGGCAAGAUUAUGUUUUCCUUGGCCACUACCGGUUCAUGUAUAAUGUUAUCUCUAUCUAUAAAAGGCAGAAGUAUUUCUGUUGCACCCUAUACUUUCUUCAUCCUUUCUAUCUAUCUAUCUAUCUAUCUAUCUAUCUAUUUAUCUAUCUAUCUAUCUAUGUUUCGUCGACAACGAACAACUGUCAAUUUUAUGCUCGCCUGUCACGAAACCCGUCAAAAUAGCUUACCGUCGUCAGGGACAAAAAGUUCGAAUUAA
Acanthosepion pharaonis is the source of this 792-nucleotide messenger RNA. NCBI's taxonomy places the organism in Eukaryota, Metazoa, Mollusca, Cephalopoda, Sepiida, Sepiidae. The record is from the annotation of a GenBank genome assembly.